Amoebophrya sp. A120 is the source of this 7308-nucleotide messenger RNA. Lineage: Eukaryota; Dinophyceae; Syndiniales; Amoebophryaceae. The record is from the annotation of a GenBank genome assembly.
AACAACUCGUAGUGAAAAGCCACUGUAUAUUCAUCUGUAUCACAAUAGGUUGCAUUUCGCAACGCCGCGUGAACGUGAAGUAGAUACUGGUAUCGUGUUAAAUCAGAGAAAGCGAAAAUGGCGGCUUCCGAUCAAAAGUUUCUUGUCGCUGACGACGACCACGUGGAUCUAGCCCCAGGCAUGGAUAAGGAUCAACCCUCUUCGAAGCGUCGCAAGAUCGGCGCAGCUGGAACAGCAGCACCUUCCGGGGGGAAGAUGAAAAACAAAAAAUCGAAGAAUUCGACUGCUCGAGAGCAGCCGAGAAACGAGGCAGAGGAAGCCGAAUUGCAGUCGUUUCACAACUAUCAAAUGCAAAAAAUGUCUGGGGCUGGAAGAGAUUUGUCAUGCUGAUCUGGCAUGGCCCUUAAAUCUGUAACUGUAUUGCGUGGCCAGGGCCACAAACAGCCUCUUUCGCUUUUCAUGCAAAAGCACAGUUUCUCAUGCGAAAUAUGCAUCACAGAAGCACGAAAAAACUUGUCAUGCUUGGCGGCGCAUUACAGUGCAUUUGUUAUUGACUGUCUUGCAUCACAGGUUACGAGACCCAGACAUAUUUGCAUGUGAUAACAACAUUUUGGAGCAAUUGGUUGCGGAAGAACAGCAGGGGAAAAAUGGUGUGAAUAUUAGUACAACUUCUGUAACUCCAACUUCUCCGGAGAAGGAGCUGCAGGGACCUACUGCGAUGGUCUUGCAAAGUGAAAGUAAUCAUCACGCAUCAAGUACAACGUCCUCUGGCCUUAUACCAGCUGACCCGAUUCUUGCGAUUCAGAAGAUUCUUGGGGCGCCGGGAGUAGAACUGCCAAAUAAAACAAACUCCGACGACGAGGACGACGCAGAGGAGCAAGCGAACAAGUUGGAGGCCGAGUUUGCCGCGUUGAGCGCGGAGUUGCAGUCUUUGAAUGGCUAUCCUGUGCAAAAGUAUCGUACUCGUAUUGCAAUCAUGCAUCACAAAUCUUUCUCUCGAAUGUAAAUCAGCAUUACAAAUUUUAUCCCUCAUGCUGAGGAAAUUUGUAAUGCAUCUACACGAGUACGAUACUUUAACUUUUGCAAUGCAUAAUGGAGGGGGGAGCAGUAGUAGUAGUUCGUCAUCUUCCAUUGCCGGCUCGAAUCAGUCCGGGAGAAAGGCGGGAAAGAACAUCAAAAACAAUAAAACGACCGGCACCACCACCAAAGUAGCAGCGAAGACGAAAACUACAGGGAAGAUGAAAAAGAACUCGCAAGAACGAGGUGAAGAUGGCGCCGGGCUCAAAGGAAAGGCUGCGGUGGUCUGGGAGGAACCGCGGAAAAUGAGCAAUGUCUUAUUGGACGAGCCAGCAGACUCCAAUGCCCCCGCGGCCCUGGACCACCUGAACAUGGACGUCUUCGCCACGACGGCGCUGCAAUCAGGGGAGGAACGAGGUCUUCUCGUUUCCGAAAGAAUAUCCGAUGAUCCAGUGGCUUUAGAAGUAGAAGCACACCAAGCAGGAGAAUUUAUUUCGGCGAGUACUACUAGAACUUCUUCUACCGGGCAGCUGGUGCUGUCCGCGUCGAGAGGUGUAGCACCACCCCCAGCUGGAGUUAUUCCUGGAAGCAAAGUAGAUCCACCCGGGGGCAAAGAAGAGAAUGCUAUAGUUCAUCUUGCAGGAACUACAACGACCAAAGAGCAGCGUCUGAUCGAGGACGAAUUUCUCCGCGACGUGGCUAAAGUGCAAAUGGGCAUGGUGCAGACAAACAACCUUGAUCCACCACCACCAAUCCCGUCGCCCCAUGCUGUGAACCACCUAGUACAACAGACGCACCAACAAGGCGGUGGUCUUUCUGCCCUCCAGAACGACGGAAGUUCACCGUUGCUGCCCCUCCAGAACCUACUGUUUCCGCCAGCACCUAGCGGGGCAAGUACGUCUCGACCCCCACUGGUGCAAGCGGAGCAGGUGUUCGCUCUGUCAAAUCCGGAGCAGCAGCAGUACUUGCGAAAGGAAGCGACGAAGAUCAUUCUGCAGGAAAAGAUCGCGCAGAAACAGGAACAGAAUAAGCCGCAGGUGUUCCACUCGGUGCAGGAGUUCCAGAAUUUUUGCGCCAAGGAAUGGGCCAGGGAAAUCAAGAGGACGGAAGUGAAGAGUAAGGAACAAGAAACUAUGGAGCAGCUAGAAAGUGGUGGUGGUCAGCAAUCGUCUAACUCUUCGAACGGCAAAAAUUCCAAAUCGAGAGGGAGCAAGAACCAGCAAAAAAAUAAGAUCGUUUCCAUUCUGCAGCUGAAACAGACGAAUCCGAAGGAGUACUACAAGAAGAAAGUGAAGUAUCCCACGAAAAAAGUGUUACAGUUACACAUUUGUAGUGAAUUCAGCAACACAAAUUUCUCUGCAUGAGAGCGAAAACUUGUAAUGCAGAAAUCCUACGGGAAACACCUAUGAAACGAGGCAACUAUGCAUAUCCGGCAUUACAGAGAUUGUCUGUCUUGCUUGGCCUGCAACACAAUGUGUAGCCGUAGCACUUUUUUCUUGCGAUAUGAAGUUCGCGGAGUAUUUGUUCGAAAAAGCAAAGAAAAAGUGCUGGUUUUCGAAGAGCUGUCCAGUGGAAGUGUACAGCGCGAAGUUCAACGGGGAAGGAUUAGUGAAGAAUACUUCUGGUAGUUGUACAGGAACAGAAGAUGCCGAACGGGCAAAGAAUGAGAAAGCCCCCACGGAUUCAGGAACUGCAGCCGCUCUCGCUAAAAACAACCGGUUGCUGAAGGCAGGGGGAAUGAAGAACACCAAAACUUCUUCUAGCGAAGGACCGGGUAGGACUCUUGCUGUUAACGAGAACCAAAACAGCAGCAGGAAACCACUGUUAGCGGGCGAUAACAAGACAACAGAAGGCGGUGAAGAUGAGCUAGAAAGUAUACUAAGCAAGAAGAAAGGCAACAAAUCAUCUUCCGACAAGUUUCUGAAAUUUUUCAAAAACUACAGCGCAGAUGAUGAUAACUCGUCCCCAACCGACAAACUGCGCUACUUGACGGAAGCGCCGCCGGCGCCUGCUGCGGGGGAGCGGAGGCCUGUGCUCGAGAAUGCGAGGCCGGACAAGGAUUACUUCAAGAUCGUCGACACAACUACCAGCGAGAUGAAACACGGAGAAACAGUUGUUCCUGCUCGUGGUUGCACCUCUACGGUUGGUCAUCCCAAUUCAUCCGUCAGGAAGAGCAGUGCGAAACAUCACGGAAAAAAGCACUUUUCCGCUGGGAAGACGGUUUCAUCUCGUAAGAGUUGUAAGAUCGAUCUUGACGAGGUGAAUCCUGAGUUUCACCCGGGGCAAGAAUUGAUCGAGAAUCCGGUCUUUUCUUCCCGGAAGGACCACAAGAAGACCACGCUUUCGCUGCUGGACGGAGGGCGACGAGAGGGCACUAAUAAAGCUGUUUUCGACUGCACUUCUACCGUGCAGCACCCGGAAGUUGUUCUAGGUGAAGCCGCUUCUAAGCCUGCACUUGCGGAGGUGGUUCCGGAGGGAAAUGGCGAAACCGCGUUGGUCUUGAAAGAAGGUGGAGACACGUCCUCCAAAAACAACAGCAUGGAUAACCACGACGAUGACGACGACGACGAACAUCUCGACCGGGACUGUUUCUACGGCGUUUCGCGGGAGGUUUUGCUGGAGAUGAUCGAGAAUUUAGUCCUGACCAGCCUGAAGCGGCUGCACGAGGGGGUGUUGCCUUGGGUGAGUUUGUUGAACGCCAAUUGUCCUGCUACGUCAAGCACAACUGCUGGAGAGGUGCAAGAACUUGCCCCGAAUUUUGAUCACGGUGCCGCAUCCCAAAUUAUGGCCGCGAACGACCACAGUGAGAACUACAGUCAAAAGCAAUCUGCAGCUACAUCCCACACUUCUUCUUCCGCCUUCAAUUCCCAGACGCAAAACAAAUUCCAAUCCGACGCUACCAAUGGUGCAGAGAACAAAUCGGGUAACAAGCAGGGAUAUCAAAUGCAAAAAUGUCUGGGUCUGGAAGGAUGCAAGGUUUGUCAUGCACAUUUUGCAUGACUCCUGAUGUCUGCGAUGCAUGCCCUAGCAUCACAGGUCUUGUGAGGGCUUUCUGAUGCCUAUACCGCAUGACAAAUACUCUUUCCGUGUAGCAAAACUUGGACUCUCUUUGCUGCUCAUGCGAUUAUACAGAUUUUUUUAGAAUCCAAAAUCAGCAUGACAAGCUGGAUUCUUCCAGACCCAGACACUUUUACAGUUGAUAAGGGAACGAUAGGCGGAGAACACGCGGAUAUCAUCGUGGAAUCGUGGCUGGAGCACUUGAGUGCGAAGGUUUCGCCCGUAACUCAGGACAGUCAGGAAUCUUCGGAUGGUAUCAAUUCGGCACAUAUGGAUUGCAAAUAUGUCUGGGUCUGGAAGAGUGGAACUUGUAAUGCUGUCUGCGGAUUCUAAAAAUGUUUGUGUUGCAUGAGCAUCCAAGAGGAGUCAGCUCUUGGCACGCAGAGAGGGCAUUUCUCAUGCGUGAUUAUCAUCAAGAAGCGUCUCAAAAAAUCUGUGAUGCUAGCACCAGCAUCGCAGACCUCACGACAAGCCCCGGCUCUUCCAGACCCAGACACUUUUGCAGUUGAUAGCACAGCAGGAGGAGCAACUACAGGGAGGCGGUGCGGGCCGGAAAAAUAAACACAAACAAGACAACAACGAUGACGUUCCGAUCUGGCUGAAGCACGCGGUGUACGAAAACGAAAAUUUGACGCAUGCCGUGGGUCCGACGGCGAAAGAUAAGGAGAGUGGUAGUAAAAAGGCGAGUCCCGCCACCGUUGCCAGUUCCGAAAAAGUAGGAGCUGCUGUGCCGGAACAUCACGCAGAGUCCUCGUUGCAGGAAGACAAUAUGCUGGUUUUGUUUGAGGGGAACACGGACGAGGCGAAAGGAGUACUGAACCAGGACCAGGAACAAGACAAGAAAACUGGCGGGGCCCCAGCACAGGAUAGAAAAGUCGACGAACAAGAAACCUUUCUCCUCGACCCGCCGACAGCGGCUCAUUACUCUUCGUCGCAACUGCAAGGCAUAGGCAAGGAAAGCUGCAAUCCCAAACCGACGGUGAUCCAAAUCAAACAGUCCAACCUCUCUCCCUCGCUCCUCCGCAUGGCCCGGAUUUUCGCCGUGUUGAAUUUGAUCCACGAGAUGCUGGUGCAGAACCGGGUUUGUACGCAAAGGGAACUGUUUUACCGCUUGAAGUCCAAGGAUUUGAAGACGGGGUUGUUUACCCAGCAGUUGCAGCUAAACAAAACUUUGGAGGAGAUUGUACUGCUACUCCGGACACCGCGGAAACUUUUCGGCGUUUUGACGGUCAACAAGGGGUUAAUUUCCGGGCCCUUUUUGACGAUUGGGGGCCGGGUAUCCUAUGGAAAAACGUCCCCACCCCAUAGCUGUCAUGCAAAUCUGCAUGCUCAAAAUGUUUCUCAUGCGGAGACCCAUAAGAAGCAUUGCUUAGUCGUGUUUUGGGAUUCGUAAUGCUCCAAUCAGCUGCAUAAGAGGCCAUAUCUGUGAUGCUACUGGACGACCGCAACAGCAUUAUACUACGAGGCCAAACUUGUCACGCGCAACAACCUAAGCUUAUUGAUUUGUCUAGCAGAUUUCCGAGCUGGACUAAGGGCAGGUGGGGAUAUCUUUACUCAGGAUACCGGGUGUUACCGGACACGACGACCCGGGGCGUGCCGAUUAGCGAGGACAUUGUCGAUAAGUGCGCACGGGACAUCGAUUUAAACGGAAAAUCUGCUUUGCUCAAUGCGGGGCUAUCGUCGUCCAGCUAUGUGAAGUGCAUUCUGAUCGUGGAGAAAGAGACUGUGUUUUUCUCCCUACUGGACCACUUCAACAAGAAAGCACAGGAGCAGAUCCAGGCAAACAACCAGGAGAAACACGGCAAAAUAAGUAAACCGUCGAACAGUAAAACUGCAAAUUAUAAGCAAGUCGAGAACAUCGUACUGGUAACCGCGAAGGGGUUUCCGGACGUUUUAACGCGGAAGUUACUGACUAAACUCGCGAAACUCUACCCCCUGACCCCCUUCCUCUACCUCGGGGACUGCGACCCCCACGGCGUGCACAUUUUCCUCAAGUACAAGCAGACCCUGCCGAAUUUGAGGUCCAUCGGUUUGCAUGUGACGGACGUUAUCGCCGACGUUAGUCGGAGGUACCCUUCGGUCGGGAGUUUUACCGCGAAGGAGAAGCGGAUGUUACUGAGUUUAAAGGAAGAAAAUUACUUGGUCUUGUCCAAUCCGGCACUGCGGAUGGAGAUUGAGCGGAUGCUAUGAAUUGCAAAAGCAUCGUACUAGUAUGAAUUGCAUCACAAAUUUCCUCAGCGUGAGAAAUGGAAUUGGUAAUGCUGAUUGACCUGAGGAAAAUGUAAUGCAUAACUGCAAUUUUUACUACGAGUGCGAUACAACUUUUGCACUGGAUAGAUGCUGCAGUGCGGCUACAAAUACGAAGUAGAGGCGCUGUUGGCGUACAGUGGCGGAUCUUCUUCUAUUUCUGGGAGCAGCAGCAGUAGCGGGCAAAAUCAAAAUCAUCAGAACUACGGCGACGACUCCAUGUUGGUCCUCGCGGAAGAUGGGGGAGGAGGGGGUGAUCAUGAUGUGGGCGGAGCAGGAGGAGGAGUGUCUUCAGGCACGGUAGAGGACUCGGAUGAGAAAAACUACUUUUUGGAAACCUACGUCCCGUGGAAGAUUAACAAUCGUCACGCGUGGAUUUAAGAGGGAACUGCUAUGAAGAAGAACUUUAGCGUUAUUUUACGGUUUAUUUUGGUGCGAAGAACUUUCUUCGGCGCCGUUGUAAGUAUGUCUUUUUGAGGAGCCCAGUCUUGUUCGCGAGAAAAUACCAAAUGAAAACUGAAAACUGAAUCAGAAAAGUUGAAUUUUGGAACUCAAUUCUACGAGUUGUAUGCGCGCCGCAGGAGUAGCAGCAAGAAGAUUGCAGUGACUACAACCUGCUGAAAAAAAUGAUCGCUGCUAUUGCAAUGAAGAUGAACUGUACGAUAUAGAGAAGACUUUUGCAACUACUGAAACUUCUUUGAACUUGCAAUUUUAACAAAGAGCUUCCUUUUAUUAAUUCGGGAUUUGGACUGAACCCAUCCGAGAACUUCGAUUUAUUUCUACGAUUUUGGAAUACGAUCCUCCGUUAUUUCCGUGAGCUUGCAUUUAUUGGAAUGGGUACUACUAUCGAGAACUUCUUUUGAAUCCAGAACUACAGACAAGGCUUUAAUACGAGGAAACCAUCAAAAUGAUUGCAAUCAGAGGUAAAACACCAGAGUGCCGAAUAAAUGUACCCGAGGACGCAAACAAUAACAAAACCAAAACGGG